Molecule: messenger RNA, 4099 nt
Organism: Leptopilina boulardi
Lineage: Eukaryota; Metazoa; Arthropoda; Insecta; Hymenoptera; Figitidae
Gene: smid
Product: nuclear valosin-containing protein-like
Exons: 12
Coding region: 180-3140 (986 amino acids)
Biological process (GO): ribosome biogenesis
Cellular component (GO): nucleus
Molecular function (GO): ATP binding; RNA binding; preribosome binding
Source: RefSeq, a predicted model, not a curated record
AAUUGUUCCGAGUAUAUGAAUGGCAAUUAAUGUAGAAAAAGAAAAGACGUAUUUUUAGAUUUCGAUUAUCAAAAGUGACGCUAAAACUUUUUCAUUUAUUGCUUGCCUGACGAGUGUUGUAUUUUGUUAAGACUGUGAAAUUAUGGUUCUAUACUUAAAAUAAUUAAGUAAACGUAAACAUGAAUAAAGUAACCAAAUUGAACCCGUCGAUCGACAUCAUUCCACUUCAAGGAUCCAGUGAUGAUAGCCGAUUUAAAUCAGUGAACAAUCGAAGAUCAUUUAAUUCAAAUUCUAUUUAUGGAGAUCCCAUGAUUAUGGAUAGGGUACAAAUGUAUCUGUAUGAAAAUGAAGACAAAGUUUAUGUAGACAUUAAUAAAAUGUCUGAUAGCAUCCAAAAGAAAUACAGGGAAUAUCGUAACAGAAAACGAGGUCCAUUCAGAGAAAUGGUACGUAAGGCGUACGAUGCUGUUAAUGAGAGUUUAGCUUCAAGGACACAAUGGAAAGAAGACGAUGAUGUUGAACUGUAUGAUUCUCAAAACGAUCAAGAUGAACUUUUGAGAAUGUAUAAAAGAAGUAUGAAUUCAAAAAAUGGAAAUACUAGUGACAAAGAGCUAAUUGAUAUUAGCAGUGAUGACGACAAAAUCAAUGAAUUGUCUAUGAAUAAGGACACUGAAGUAUUUGAAAUAAACAAAAGGCCCCGCAAAAGAUCUUUAUAUCAGGGUACAAAUUCCAAUGAACAGCCGAGUGAUCAAACAAACUUCUAUUCUUCGGAGAUUUAUCCAGAAAAAACAGCGGAACGUUCAACGGAUAAACAAGAGAGAAAACGACAGAAACGAAAUGAUGGCAGUGUAUUAUAUAGUACUGUUGCACGAAAAAGAGUUGAUGUUUCGGUUGCUGAUCAUAAAGUAACAUUUGCAAAUGUUGGCGGUGCAACUAAAGUUAUUGAAUCAAUCACCAAAUUAUUGGUUCACAUGAAGCAUCCAGAAAUAUUUCAACAACUAGGCAUUUCCCCGCCAAGGGGAUUUUUACUUUAUGGACCUCCCGGAUGUGGAAAGACAUUGUUGGCCUAUGCAAUUGCAGGGGAAUUAAACGUGCCUCUAUUGAAAAUUGCCGGUCCAGAACUCGUUGCUGGUGUUUCUGGUGAAAGUGAAGCGAGAAUUCGUGAAUUAUUCGAUCAAGCUCUCGCAUUAUCUCCCUGCGUUCUCUUUUUAGAUGAAAUAGACGCACUUGCACCACAUAGAGCUAAUGCUUCAAAGGAAAUGGAACGUCGUAUUGUUUCACAAUUGUUGGCAUGUCUCGAUGAUUUGGGUAAAAAAGAAAAUGGAAAUAGAGUUUUAAUUAUUGGAGCUACAAAUCGACCGGAUGCAUUGGAUCCUGCGUUGAGAAGAGCUGGUCGUUUUGAUCGUGAAGUUGCACUCGGCAUUCCCGAUAAAGAAUCAAGAAAACAAAUUUUAGCUGUUCAUACAGCCAAAGUGAAACUCUCACCAAGUGUUGAUUUAAAUCGACUAGCUUCUUUGACACCAGGUUUUGUUGGCGCAGAUCUAGUCGCUUUAAUCAGAGAAGCUUCAAUGGUUGCAAUAAACAGAUUGUUUGCCGAAUUGAAAAAUAAUAGAACCAAUAAAGACGAUAAAAUAACAGUGAAUGUCGAUGAAGAUAAAAGUAUGGACAUCGAGGUAACGGAAAUAAUAACCGAAGAAAUUAAUUUAGAGCAAGACGAUGUAAAGAAAUCAGAUAAAAAUGACGAGAAAGAAAAAACAAAGGAAAAAGAUGAUGAUGAUGAUGAUGAUGAAAUUAUAACUGAAGAACCGGAAAAGGAGAAAGAAAUGGAAAAAGAAAAUGUAAAAGAAAAGGAGAAGGAAAAAGAAAAGGAAACAGAAAAUCCUGAAAUUGAGGAAGUUACACUGGAAGUAGAUUCUUCGAAGAAUACAACAACAACAAAUGAUGAAAAAACAAUAACUCCUACAAAUGAGAAAAAAAUUCCAAAUGAAGAAACUGGUGAAUUAAGUACAUCGGAAAUAUUUUUGGAAAAUGGUGAUAUGGAAAUGGAUAAACCAACAACGCCGGAACAAAGAUCAGAAAUAGAACUUUUAAAUUGGCUUCAUAAUGAGCCACCAGUUUCGUCGAAAAAUUUAGAAACAUUGUUUAUUGAGCACACGGAUUUUGAGGCAGCUAUUAAAGUUGUUCAACCUUCUUCGAAGAGAGAGGGAUUUGCUACUGUUCCCGAUAUCACAUGGGAAGAUGUUGGUUCUCUACAGGAUAUUCGACAAGAGUUACAAAUGUCAAUAUUGGCACCUAUUAAACAAGCAAAAGAAUGCGAAUUACUUGGCUUGUCAGCACCCAGCGGUGUAUUAUUAUGCGGUCCACCAGGUUGUGGAAAAACUUUAUUAGCAAAAGCAAUUGCCAAUGAAGCAGAAAUUAAUUUUAUUUCCGUCAAAGGACCCGAAUUAUUAAACAUGUAUGUCGGUGAAAGUGAAAAGGCAGUACGACAAUGUUUCUUAAGAGCACGAAACUCAGAACCUUGUGUUAUUUUCUUUGAUGAAAUUGAUGCACUAUGUCCAAAACGAACGGAAGGUGAUAAUUCCUCAACAUCGAGAGUAGUCAAUCAAAUGUUAACUGAAAUGGAUGGAAUUGAGGGAAGAAAAGGAGUUUUUGUUAUGGCUGCCAGUAAUCGACCGGAUAUUAUUGACCCGGCUAUUUUAAGGCCCGGACGUUUAGACAAAAUAUUAUACGUAGGAUUACCAUCAACUUCUGACAGAGUGGAUAUUUUACGAGCCGUAACCAAGAAUGGAACAAAACCAAAAUUAGCAGCAGACGUUAAUCUAUUCCAAAUAGCUCAGGACAGUCGAUGUGAAAGAUAUACUGGAGCUGAUUUGGCUGCUUUAAUGCGUGAAGCUGGUAUUCAAGCUUUAACAGAAAUAAUGACAAAUCCUUCGACAGUUCCUGAAGUUUGUCAAAGGCAUGUGAAUAUUGCUUUCACUAAAGUAAUGCCCUCGGUUCAAGAAAAUGAUAUUCAACGUUAUGAAAAAUUAAAAUCAAGAUAUGCUGUCACACUUAGUCACAUGGACGAUACUCCAAUGGAUAUUCCUGUUGAUUCAUUAAAUGAAAAUUCGUGGAAGCCAUGGAGACCAGAAAGGAAGUAAUUUCAGAAAAAAAAAAAGAAAAAGAAUUCUCUUUUCCAUUCAAAGGCUACCAUCCUUUGAAAUUAAUAAAUUUCUUUGACAUUGAUAAAAAAAAAAAAAAAAAAUACAAAAUACUUUUCAUCUCUAAAAGAGUUUCUAUAUAUUAGAUUAUUUUUAUUGUUGUAAUUUUUAAGUGAAAUUGAUUAAAAUAAUACAUUUUUUUUUUGUUUUUCUUUUGUUAAACUCUGUUCAUCUUUGAGACAAUAGUUUUAAAGGAUUUUUCACUUUUAAAACUAAUUAAAAAAAUAAAAAGAAAAUAAAUAAUGUGAUGAUAAUAAUAUGGUUCUCAUUGUAAUUUUUCAUUAAAACAGCCUCCAUGAGCAAAAAGAAAAAAAAAAAAAAAAAAAAUCACUUGAUUAAAAGGAUGGUAGAGCUGGUAUUUAAAUUAUGAUUAAGUCACUGUAUAAUGUUUGUAAGUCAUUUAAGCCUACAUUUUAAGCACAUUUUUAAAAAAAAUUUUUUCACACCUGCAAUGAUUCUCUUUUUGAAAGUAUAAUUAAACAACAACAAAAAGUAUUCAUCAAGUUCUUGUAAACAUUUUUCCAUUUAGUUUUACAUAAAGAAUAUAAUUAUCAUUUAUAGAUUCAAUAAUUUUUCGUUAAUCGAAAUAUAGAUUUAAAAAAAAAAAAAAAAAGAACCUUGCACAUUAGCAGCAAAAAAAUGGUAUAAUAAAACAAUUUGAAAAAAGUUUAUGACAAUUUUUCCCUAAUAAAAUUUUUUUUUCCUUUUUUUGUUAAUUAUUAGGAAUAAGAAAUUGUUAAAAAUGAUUAAAAAUUCGAAUUUUUUUUUCCUUAUAGAUUAAAUUCAGUUUAUAUAUCGAAAAUUUAGAGUGAAAAAUUGCACGUGUCAAAAAAUACAUCGAAAAUAAUAAUUGCUUCGUAAUUUUCUUUAUCAAAAAGCAUGUGUAAAAGAAAAAGAAA